Phialemonium atrogriseum is the source of this 1152-nucleotide messenger RNA. RefSeq names its product putative NAD-dependent epimerase/dehydratase. Lineage: Eukaryota; Fungi; Ascomycota; Sordariomycetes; Cephalothecales; Cephalothecaceae. The transcript has a single exon. The record is from RefSeq and is a predicted model, not a curated record. Bases 277 to 1083 code for a protein of 268 amino acids.
GUUACACUCUCUUAAAACAUCGGGGUACUCUAUUAAACAGGGAGGCACUUUUGGCGCAUUCCCCGAUCCGGCUCUACGAUCGGGGUGCCCGGCCCAGCAUAUCGGUCGUGGGGCAAGGAGAGAGACAGAGGGAUCGCGGGGGUUGGAGGGCAGAAAAGCACCCUGCUUAAAAAUGGAGAGCAGGGCCAGUUCGUCCAAUAUUCCCGUGGCGAUAGCAGCUGGCAUCCCUUUUGUGAAGCGUCUUCUGAACCGCAAAUCUCCACCAGCAUUCCUAUCAUGGCUACCGCCACAACUACCUACGCCGUCCUCGGCAGCACAGGCAACUGUGGCUCAGCUCUCAUCCAGAACCUCCUCCAGUCACCCCGCAACCGAAUCCAUGCCUACUGCCGCAACACGGCCAAGCUGCACCGUCUUCUCCCCGAAGUCAUCGACAACAAGCAAGUCCAUGUCUUCGAGGGCAGCAUCCUCGACGUCGACCUCAUGGUCGACUGCGUGCGCAACACCAGCGCCGUCUUCCUGGUCGUGACGAGCAACGACAACAUCCCCGGCUGCACGCUCAGCCAGGACCUGUCCUCUACCGUGAUCCAGGCGCUGCAGAAGAUCAGGACGGAGUCGGGUCCGCAGACCAAGAUGCCCAAGCUGGUCCUGCUCAGCUCCUCCACCAUCGACGACUAUCUCGCCCGCAACAUGCCGGGUUGGUUCCGCCCCGUCAUGCUGCGCGCCGCCUCGCACAUCUACGACGACCUGCGCGUCGCGGAAAAGUUCCUGCGCUCCCACUCGGACUGGGUCUCCACCAUCUUCAUCAAGCCGGGCGGCCUGUCGGUGGACGUCGCGCGCGGGCACCAGUUGACGCUCGACGAAGAGGAGAGCUUCAUCAGUUACCUGGAUCUGUCGGCCGGUAUGAUUGAGGCGGCGGAUGACCAGGAGGGAGCCUAUGAUGGGAAGAACGUCGGCGUGGUCAACGGAAAGAGGGGGGUGGGAGCUAGGUUUCCUCGGGGGACGCCGCUUUGCAUUUCGAUGGGGUUGCUGAGACAUUUCUUCCCAUGGCUACAUCCUUAUCUACCGUGGACAGGGCCAUCUUAAGGAUUAGUAGUCUAAUUUUCUGUCACGAUGUUUAAAGCGGCCUGAAAUCAUGAUCAGUUUUAGUUCCUC